AUGGAUUUUAAUGUUAAAAAAUUAGUUAAAGAUGCUGGUGCUGCGCUAAGUCGUGUUGUCCAGUUAACAGAAGAAACACUCGGGACGUCAGAAAAAACGGAGCUUGAUGCACACUUUGAGCAUUUAUCAGAACGUGCUAAUACUACUAAGAUGUGGACCGAAAAAAUUCUACGUAAUAUGGAAGCCAUAAUCGAAGAUUUCUUUUACGAAAAAAUUGACAAGAAGAAACCAAAUCGUUUGAGUAAUUUGGAGUACGUUGGUAUCGAUAUGAUUGAAGCGGGGAAUGAAUUCGGUUCUGGCGUGGCUUAUGGCAGUGCUUUAAUAAAAGUUGGCCAGUGCCAGCAGAAAUUGGGUCAAAUAGAGCGUGAUUUUAUUGGAACGGCGGCUAAUUGUUAUAUUCAACCACUCAGAAAAUUUCUUGAAGGAGAAAUGAAGACCGUCAGCAAAGAAAUGCAUAUUUUAGAAUCCAAAAGGCUUGACUUGGAUGCUUGUAAAAAUCGUGUGAGAAAAGCUAGAAGUAUGCUCGGACAACAGAGUGCAGAGAGGGAGUUGAGAGUUGCGCAGUCAGAGUUCGAUAGACAAGCUGAGAUAACGAAAUUACUAUUAGAAGGAGUCGCAAGCUCGCAAGCUGGACAUUUACGUUGUCUCCAUGAGUUUGUGGAAGCUCAAGCCCGUCAUUAUGCUCAAUGUCAUGCAAUAAUGCAAGAGUUGCAACGUGACUUAGCAGGAACUAAUCAACAGAAUACAGAACCGGUAAAUAAUAGUGAUCAAGAAAAAGCCCGCGUUGUUUGUGAUUACGAACCACGAGAUCCAAGUGAGCUAAAUCUCAUGAAAGAUGAGGUAAUAUGUGUAACAUCUAUCCCAGGAGAUGAAGAUUAUGUUAUGGGAUACCGAGGCUUGCAACGUGGAAAAGUUCCUAAAGCAUAUCUUGAAAUAAUAUCAUUUAACAUGUUUAAUUAA
Cotesia congregata is the source of this 960-nucleotide messenger RNA. The record is from the annotation of a GenBank genome assembly. Lineage: Eukaryota; Metazoa; Arthropoda; Insecta; Hymenoptera; Braconidae.